GUAAUAGUACAGGGGCGACCGACAGCCUUGGCAGCGUCUUAACACUGUUUUGCCCUGUGCUUUAUCUUGCAAACACGCCUCGGAGGCAUCGCAGACGCAGCGCUGUCAAACUCCAAACUGUUGUUGGACAGCCCCGCGACGCUUCGCCUCCGACUUCGAGCUCUCCUUUCGGAGCCGCCCGAGAGUUGACGCGGCACGUCGUCAUUUGGUGCGUUUCACUGCUUGACAAUUUAGAUUCGCCAGGCUUUACCAGCGGCAAUUCAGUUUGCUGCCUGGUUUCUGUUGCCUCGACGAUCCAUUAUUCCUGCUCAAUCCCGCCUAACUUUGAAAUUGCCUGCUUCUAUGCAUUUGUAACAUUGGACUCCGAGGCUUCUCACAAGUCACUGACACAAAACACCUUGUCGACGGUCCUCAACACGCCAACUGUUGAACCUGGCUUUGCAAGUGCAAGGGCCGCCCGCACGCGACGGAAUUGCAACAAAAGAGCCUGACAACAUUCAUUUGAGAAACACAACCAUUCGGGUCCGGACUGAGCCGGCCGACGACAAGUAGUUCGUCGUUACGUCGCCUUUCUGGGCUUAGCAGGUCGUCCUUGCCUCGGACCGGUCGGCUUGGCAGAACCCACCUCUGGAGCGCCCUCGCUGCCCCGAGACACCUUACUUCUUCCAUUCCGCGCUGGCCGAGCUUAAUCUUGCAUGAUAAGGAGCACCCCGCAACCACCACCGCCACGCACUCGCCCGAGCCCGACCCGCACCACACCACCUUACCACCUACCACCCCAGGUCGUUGACGCGGUUGUGUCUGCCAUCCCUGCUCCCGGCCGAGGCACACAACUGCGCAAGCGCAGCAGCGCACAAGGUCUCUGCAGCAACGCGGCUGUGGUCUAGACAACGUACGAACCUCGCUGUCGCCGGUUCCGGCCACGCAUCCCACUGCGCCACGCACUAGAUCGGUAGCUAGUCUUCUCCACCGCGCCGGCCGCUCACCGCCAAACCCGUCCGCACCCGCUACCGGCGCACUGGGGACCCCCAUAAGGAUGACAACGACCCCACAGCAGCCACAGCAGCAGCCACAGCAACAGCAGCAGCAGCACAGGCAGCGGCGGCACAGCGCCGCCGCCGCGGAGCAGCCGCCCACGCCGCCGCGUGCCACCGCCGCCACCAGUACCUGCUGCCCGCCGCCGCUAGCGGCAGAGGCGCCGGCUCCGGCGACGGCGGUGGUGGCGGCGGCCAGUCGUGCGGCUGCAGCAGCGGCGGCCGGUGCUACAGCCGCCGCUGCGAACGCGGUGGCGGCUGCUACAGCCAGCAUGGCGGCGUCAGCGGCCCUGGAGCGGCAGUUCAAGGUCGCCGUGCCUGACGGUCACGGAGUCGCUGCCCCCGCCGCCCCUGCCGCCCCUCAGCAGCCGCCUACGCCUGCCGCCGCCGCCAACAUCGCGCCUUCUCCGAGAGUCGUGUCCUCCAACGCUGCCAAGCCCGCCGCUGCCGCCCCUGCUGCCGCCAGCGCCGCCGGCGCUUCAGGCGGCCCCGCCGCCGCGGCGCCCACUGCAGCUGCGGCCGCAGCAGCCGUGGCAGCCGCAGCAGCUGCGGCGGCAGCUGCAGCCGUCACGGCCGGGUCAAACGGCAGCAGCGCACCGACGGCUGUAGCGUCAUCACCUGUGCCAGCAGCGGCAGCCGGCGGCAGUAGCAGUAGCAGCCGCCAGCAGCAGCCGCGGCAGCAGCGCUGUGAGGAGCCUCGGCGCGAGCGGCCCCAGGCAGUGCCGCCCCUUGCCCGGGCCUCUGCUGGCGGCUGCGCCGCCGCCGCCGCCGCCACCACCGCCGCCGCGAGAUCCACACCCGCCGUUUUCACGAGCCCUCCCGCGCCCCUCCGCCUGUCGCCGCGGGGGCCGCCGCCGCCGCCGCCACUCCCACAGUUGCCCCUGCCAUCGCCGCCGGCGCAGCUGCCCCCAAUGCCUUCACCAACCAAGCCCAGGCAGAACGGCAGUACCGGCAGCGGCAGUGGCAGCGGCGGCGGCAGGAGGCGCGGUGGCGGCUCUCCUGCUGCUACUGCCGCCACCACCGCUGCCGCGGCGGCGGCUGAGGCGGCGGCGGCGGCGCUGCAGGUCGCGGCGACGUCGCCUGCGGUGCGCGCGGCGGGGGUCGCACACCGCCGCGCGCAGCUGCUCCGGACUUCCUGUGUUAUCGUUGGCAGUGGCAGUAGCAGUGGUGGUGGUGGUGGUGGCGGCUCACAGCAGCAGCUGCUACUGCUGGGGCGCAUGAGCCACAGCCGCGAGAGCAGCGGCGGCGGUGCUCCCCCUACCAUUGCUGCUGCUACUGCCCUUCCCGCUGCUGCUGCUCCCGCUGCUGCUGGUGCUACUGCCGCGGCCAGCAGCGCUGUGGCACAUGGCGGCGUUGUGAGCUCGCCAGGGGGCGGCCGGGAGGCGGCUGGGCUGUGGGACUGGGCAGUAGCGGCACCCAGUCCGCAACGGCAGCAGCAGCCGCAGCCGCUGCCGGGCCCGGCAGCAGCGGCGGAGGUGGCGGUGGCGGGCGCCGGCGCCGGCGGCAGGGACUCGGCCUCUGUCAGCACGCCGAGCACGGAGAGUGACGAGGGGGCGGCACAGUGGCGCGCAGGUAGCGGCGGCGGGCGAGGCGGGUCGGUGGGUCGGCGGCGGCCAUCAGAACAGCAGCGCCCCAGUCGUGAUGAGCAGCAGCAGCAGCAGCAGCAGCAGCCGCCGCAGCAGCAGCAGCAGCCGCGGCCAGAGCCUGAGGAGGAGGAGAAGGCUGCAGCGGUUCGCCCGCCGCAGCCUGCCGCUGCCAUCCCACCCACUACCUCACGCCGUGAGCAGCAGCAGCAGCAGCAGCAGCAGCAGCAGCAGCAGCAGCCGUCAACACCGCUGCCGGCGCUACCGCAGCAGCCUCAGCUGCCUUGGUCAGCGGCCCUGCCCCCGCACCCGUGCUGGAUGCCGUCGGCGGCGGCGGCGGCCGCCGUGCCUGCCGGCGGCAGCGAUGGCGAGUGCGGCGGCGCCAGCGGCGGUAGCGACGGGGCUGUAGCAGAGCUGCUGGCGGGAUGGCACCUGGAGGAAGCCACCUCAACGCCCUCACGGCCGCCGCGCCCGCUGCUGACGGUGCUACUGCCGUCGUCAUGCGGCUCGCCAGGUGACGCCGCCGCCGCCGCGGCGGCGGCAGUAGCCGCGGCGUCAGCUGGCGCCGCCGACACCAAAGCCACUAAGGCUGCUACAGCCUCUGCUACUGCUCCUGCCGCCCCGGCGCCGCCGCAGCCGCUGCCGCUGCCGCCGUCGCCGCCGCAGCUGACGCCGGUGCGCCGCCGCUGGUCGGCUCCCGGCGGGGAGCAGGAGGGCGAGGCCCAGCCGCAGCCGCAGCGCAAGGCGGCGGGCUGCGCAGGAGCAGGAGGAGGCGACGGAGCCAGUGCUACAGCCUCGGCAGCGACGGCGCCUGCCGCCGCGUCUGCUGUCGCGCCUGCUGUCGCGCCUGCUACUGCCGCCGCCGGCGCCCCCCGCCGGCAGCUGCUACAGCAGUGCCCUGCGAGGCCCGCCGCUGCUGGUCCGUGCCCUGCAGCACCUGCGGCCCCCCGCUCUGACGCCGCCGCCGCCACCGCCGCCGCCACCGCCGCCGCCGCUGCUACAGCCCUGCCAGCGGCCACUGCCGCUGCCGCUGCUGCUACAGCCGGCAGCCUCGCCCGGGGGCCGCGCAACCGCAGCAGCCGCUACAAGGGCGUGUCUCUGUACCGGCGCACGGGGCGCUACGAGGCGCACAUCUGGCACGAGGGCCGGCAGCUGCACAUCGGCACCUACGGCACCGACCUGGAGGCGGCGCUGGCGUACGACCGCGUGUCGCGCUACCUCCGUGGCGCCGCCGCAGUCGUCAACUUCCCCUCGGAGGCCGCCGCCGCCGCCGCCAUCACCGCCGCCGCCGCCAGCGAGUCUGCUGCCGCUUCCCGCGACACAGCUGCCACCGCCGCCUCGCCACAGGCAGCCGUGACGGUGCGGCGGGACUCCGCAGCCGCACACCCACCGUCACCAUCACCAGGGCACACAGCCGAAGGCCCCGCAGCGGCCGACGAGGCCGGCGGCGGCGGCGGCAGCGGCGGAGCUUCUGCUGGCGGCGGCGGCGGCCGCGGCGCGGGCGGCGGCAAGCCCUGGCCCGCCACCCUGCUGGACUCCAUCCCAGCGGUGGCGUCAUCGGCGGCGGCGGCGGCGGCUGGCGGUGGCAUGCCGGCGCCAGCUGCUGCUGCUGCAGUUGAUGAAGACGCGCUGUUAGCGGCGCCUUGCGGCGGCGGCGGCGGCGGCGGUCGCUGUGUGCGGCGGCGCAUAUCCGCACUGGAGCCGCGCUCAACCGUGUCGCCUGGCGUGCUACAGCCGCCGCCGCCGCCGGCAGUACCGGCGGCGGCGGCGGCGCCAGUUUCGCGCCAGCACACCGCCGCCGCCGCCACGACCCAUAUGAUGCAGCAGCAGCAGACCGUGGCGGCGGCGAUGGUGGUGGCGGCGUCCGCUGCUGCGGCCGCCGCCGUGGCGGGUGCGGCUCAUCAGGCGGCGGCGGCGGCCAACGGCGGCGCCGCCGCCGCCGCCGCCGCGCGCAGGCGCCGUGACAGUGGCGGCGGCGCCGCCGACAUCGUCACCGACGGCGCUGCCGCCACUAGCAGCGCCCAUGCACGUGCUGCUGCUGCUGCCUGCGGGGCGUCGGCGGCCGCCAGGCCGGGGCCCCAGGCCGUCAGCGGCGGCGGCGGCGACGGCGAUGAUGGACACAAUGCCGCCGCCACCGCUGCCGCUGCGGCCACCGGACAAGGCGUCAUCAGUCAGGUAACCGGCGGCUCCGCGCCGCCGCUGCAGCCGUGGCGGCCGGCGGCGACGGAGGUGCUUGAUUGCAAUGGUUGCGACGGCGGAGGAGGCGACGGCGACGUUGACAGCAGCAGUGCCCGCGCCUCCUGUUGGGUGGCCCGGGGCCUGCCCGGCAUUGACGUGGCGUGGCGCCACAGUGCCAGUGCCGGUGCCGGUGCUGGUGGUGACCACGAUGACUGCUGCGCGCCCACAGAUGCGGUCAUGCUGCCUGCUGCUGUGUCGGCGGCGCCACAUGCCUUCCUCCCGUCCACCCCGCAGCAGCACCCGCAGCACCCGCAGCGCCCGCAGCACGUGGCGGCGGCGGCGGCGCCACUGCUGCCGCCGCUGGCGGCUGUCGCGGCGGCGGCGGCGGCUCCCGCUCGCUCCUUCCUGCGCCACAGCUGCCCUCCCGACCACCCCGCCGCCGCCGCCGCCGCCGCCGCACCCAGCCAUCAGGACAUCCAACAGCCCCAUCACCACCACCAUCACCAGCCCCUCACCCGCAGCGGCAGCCCGCCGCCGCCGGACCCCAGCAGCGGGGGCAACAGCCGGCGGGAGGUGGCGGCGGCGCUGGCGGCCCUGCUGGCGGCGGGCGUGCCCCCGGACUUCCUGGCACAAGUCAUUAGCCGCCGCCAGCCGCAGGCGGCGCAGCACGAGCUGCAGCGGGCGCACACCCAGCAGUUGGCGGCCGUGGAUUGCCACCACAUGCACCUGCUGCUGCAGCCGUGCCCGUCAUCAUCACACCCGCCGCCGCCGCCCGCCACCGCCGCCGCCGCCGCCACCACCACACCAUCUCCCACCACUACACGUCCCACCGCCGCCACCGGCAAGGACGCCGCGAUCGCUGCCAUCCUCAAGAGCCUCAUGGGGCCACAGCAGCGGCCGACACCGCCGCCGCCGCCGCCGCCGCCGCCCCCACCGCACGCGAUGCCCUACCCGCCGGCGCCUGCCGUCAAGGGGCCGCCGCCGCCGGGGCCGCCGCCGCCCUCACCCGCCCUGCCGCCGCUGCAAUCCAACAGCGGCUGGUGCCCCUCAUCACGCAACAGCAGCUCGCAUCCUGCUGCCACUGCUACUGCCAUGGCUUCUGCCACUGCCACUGCUAUUGCUACUGGUGCUGGUUCUGGCAGCGCCGACGGCGCAUCACUUGACAGGUCAGCCGUGUCGUCAGCGGCGGCGGCGGCGGCGGCGGCAACGGCAACAGGCGGCAGCGUGGGCACCUGUGGAGCUGGCGGCGGUGGCCGCGGCGGCGGCGAGGAGGAGGAGGGCAGCGGGCUGCGGCGGCACGUGAUGACUUGGGUGGGUGGGCAGCUGCCCGGACUUCGGGGCGGCCUGCUCGGGGGCGCGCUGCUGGCGGCAGCGGCGCCGCCGCCGCCGCCCACACCCGCUGUGGCUGCCGCACCUGCUACUGCCAUGGCCGAAGAGCCGGCUGUAGCGAGCGGCGUCAGCCCCGACAGCAUCCGUAGCCUGCUGCUGCUACAGCGCCGCCUGCAACAGCAGCAGCAGCAGGUGGCGGCGCCGCCUGCGGAGCAGCAGCAGGCGGGCCGCCCCCCUUGCGCCCCCGCCGCCGCCGCCGCCGCCGCCGCCGCCGCCGAUGCUGAUGCGGACAUGGUAGACGCCGUGUCCAGCCCGCGGGUGGCGGAGGCGGCGGAGGCCCAGCCGGCGGUGGCGGCGGCGGUGGUCUGCCGCCGCCGUCACACCACGACCGAGCUGUCGUACACGCCAGCCGGGGGCUUCGCCGCCGGCGCCGCCGCCGCUGCGUCAGGAUCCUCAUACGCACGCGAGCCGCCGCGGCAACGGCCACGCCUGACCAGCCAUUAUGAGGAGGAGCAGCCGCAGCAGGGGCAGCAGCGACAGCAGGGGCAGGAGCAGCAGCAGCAGCCGCCCUUGCUGCCGCUGCUGCUGCUGCCCACGCGCCGCCACACGGCACCGGUAUGGGCGCAUGGCGGCGGCGGCCAUGAAAACGGCGGCCGUGAAAAUGCCGGCGGCGUGAGUGGCGGCGGCGGCGGCGGCCGCGAGUUCGGCUUCUGUGCUGUGGACGAGGCGGAUGAGGAACUCCUGUGCGGCGGCGGCGGCGGCGGCGGCGGAGAUGGCGGCUCGCCGUUGGCGCUGCAUUGGCGGCAACUGCAAGCAAUGCAGCUGCAGGCGCAGCAGGCGCAGCAGGCGCAGCAGGCGCAGGUGUCUUGGUCGCUAGGGCCGCAGCGGGUUCUGGAGCUGGCGCGUGGCGGCGGCGGCGGCGGCGGCGGCGGUGGUGGCUUACUGAUGCCGUUGUCUCCCUCGCACCAGCAGGCGCAGGCGCAGGAGCAGGCGCAGGGGUGGCUGCUUGGCCAGCUGCUGCAACAGCAGGGGCAGCAGCCGCAAGAGGGCACCCCCUGCAGCCCCACAGCGGUGGGCGGGGCGGCGGCGGCGGCGGCGGGCGGCAAGCGGCCCCGGGAGGACGCCUGCUACCGCAGCAGUGCGGACGGCGUGGAGGCACUGGGGCUGCGGCUGGGGCUGGGUGGUGUGGGGCUAGGUGCGGGCUAUGCGGGCGCUGCCGCCAGUGGUAUGGAUGGGAUGGAGAGCGGCGGUUGGGAGGAUGCGGGGCAGCAGGCGCCGCUGUCUGAUGAUGUUGAUGCGGCUUCGGGAGAAGCAGCAGCACCGCCAGCUAGCGCGGCGCCGGCGGCCCCAGAGGCCCCAGAGGCGGCGGCGGCGGACUGGGCGCCCGCGCCGGCGGCCCGGGGCCACCCCGACCGCAAGACACGGCUGCUGUAUGGCCACCAACACCACCAACACCACCACCUGCGCCCGCAGCUGUAGAGCUGUCCAGCGGCGCGCGUGCACGUGACAGCAGGCGGCGGCGGCGGUGGCAGCGGCGGCGCUGGAGCGUGAGGAGGAGCAGAGCGGCCGCGCAGCGCACGAUGAGUAGUGGAAAUGGAAGGAGGCCUGCCCAUUUAUAUCCGCGUGUGAGAGCCUGCGUCUUGUGCUAUGUCCUGGGGUUGUCCCAGCAUUCAGCGCGGCAGCUUAUAGAUAGCUGCGGCGAUUUUGUUUGUAUUGCUUACUUGGAUGGACUGAUACGAGAUUGCUGUCUGCUCCGAAGGGGUGAUGUGGUGGUGGCGGUGGUGAGACUACGGUAAUUUGUGCAGCACUGCAGUUGUAUUAUCGAAACUUCUCAUGUCCAGGACCUGCAAAUGGGUUUGCCAAGUUCAGAAAACAUGUGUGUGAGCGCUUCAGAGCCAAACAUUGGAAAUGACGCGCUGACACCGCGGCAGCGUCAGGCUGUGUUACAUAGGCCUCAGAUUCUUAGCAGCAGGCUACGUACUGUAGGUUGACUUGAAAGCUGUAUGUAGAUAGGGCACUUUGUUUGCGGCGCUGUCGGGUUGUUCGCUGUCCAGAAACAAAGCCAUGCUGCUAUUUUGUUUGCUGUGUGCGAGGAACGCACGUGUUUGGGUACUGCUUGUGUUGUCGUGCUGGCUGUGUAGUGUGUACAUUGCUGCGGUCCCGCCCUGAGCAUGGGUACGGUACUAGUACUGGUGCCGGCGGCUGAUGACGUACGGCGGGCUAAACACACCGCAAUGCCCUGUGGUGGGCUAGUUGGUGGCGUGGUGGUGGGUUGAAGGUGCCGUCCUGUAGGGUAGGGGGUACGUGUGCGCUGUCAUGACUCGGCGUGUGGUUGCAGAACGCUGCGCAGCGCCACUCGCUGCCUCCGGACGCACACACGCACACACACGCAGCACACGGCCAGCAGCAGCAGCGCACGCACAUGCACAGCACACGUAGCACAGCACGGCCCAGGCACAGGGUAUAUGAAACUAAUGCGGCAGGCAAGUGGCGUGGACGAGGGCACAAACUGAUGAGGGAACCUAAAUGUGUUUUGCGCAUACCUAUUAUGUUAUUAUGAGUUCUCCAUUGAGUAGAUUGGGGCCGUCCCCAGGUUUAUUGUUUAUGGCACUGGCAAGUUAUGGAGCUGGCGGCGGCAGCAGCAGGAGGUAGGGCGGCCGCGCGCUGGGCAAGGCGGGAAAGGAGCGUUGGCGGCGGCGCAGGACAGGACGAGUGCAGGAUAAAGGCAGGAUUAAGGCAGGAUUAAGGCAGGAUUAAGGCAGGAUGGCAGAGGUGGCGUGGAGGUGUGCAGGAGGUACCGAGGUAGGGCCGGUGCGUGCGCAAGAACGGCGGCACGGUCAGGGAGCCUGCGGCACGUCGGUUGCUGCUGGGGGCUGGGGGAGGAGGGCGGCAGGUGGAAUGGGUAUGGCUAGUGGACGAAUGCACACACACAGGCAAGGACACACACGGGCGCGGCAGCAUCAAUCACUUGUUUGAGUGCUAGUAACUAGCAGAGGGUGGGCUGAAAUAAAAGGGCGGCGGCACGUUGCUGCUAGGGGCUGAGGAGGAGGGAGGCCCUCCCCUGGAUGUGGUGUACUAACGCACACACUCCGGCAAGGACACACACGCCGGCUUGUUUUGGUGGUAGUAAGUAGCAGCAGGGGUGGGCUAAAAUUAGAACGGCGGCGCCCCCGAGAAUGGCAAUGACAAUGUAACGGUGGGCCUGU
Molecule: messenger RNA, 9330 nt
Organism: Chlamydomonas reinhardtii
Lineage: Eukaryota; Viridiplantae; Chlorophyta; Chlorophyceae; Chlamydomonadales; Chlamydomonadaceae
Exons: 6
Coding region: 1037-7603 (2188 amino acids)
Biological process (GO): regulation of DNA-templated transcription
Molecular function (GO): DNA-binding transcription factor activity; DNA binding
Source: RefSeq, a predicted model, not a curated record